AACAGUUUGAAACCAAGCUACGUGGCAUCAUGGAAUACCACAACUUCAUGCUGGAACAUUAUUUCAAGUGCGACACGGUAAACCCUGAUGACGUGCUGCGCGAUGCCAUGCAAAUGGCAGAAAUCAUCAAGCCAAUGAUUACCGACAUUCCUAACCGUUUGGCUGAAUUGCGCAAAGCGGGCAAAGACGUGAUGCUGGAAGGCGCACAAGGCACGUUGCUGGACAUCGACCACGGUACGUACCCGUUUGUAACCUCCUCCAGCACCACCGCUGGUGGCGCUUGCACCGGCUCUGGUAUUGGCCCGCGUAACCUUGAUUACAUCCUCGGUAUCACCAAAGCCUACACCACCCGUGUCGGUUCUGGCCCUUUCCCGACUGAGUUAUUUGAUGAGGUGGGCGCUUAUAUUGCCAAGCAA
This is a messenger RNA of Darwinula stevensoni, 416 nucleotides long. The record is from the annotation of a GenBank genome assembly. Lineage: Eukaryota; Metazoa; Arthropoda; Ostracoda; Podocopida; Darwinulidae.